AAAGACUUCAACGGCCAGGUUGCGGUGAGUAACCCAACUUGCGCAAUGAACGAGGAAUCAGAUUAUGAUCGUAUAGUAGAGCUGACGGGACAGAAGGAGGCUCUGGAGAGACAUUAUGCUGUGCUCAAGGAUGAGUUGACAAAGGCAGAGAGCUCGCUGCGCGCCGCAAACGACGAGCUCAAGAGAAGUACAGAUGCGUUGGACAUUGAAAAGAACAAAUCCAAAGGCCUCCAUACGCUCAUCAAGAAGCUCGAAAAGGACAUUGAUCACGAAAAAGCCGCCACCAAAGACGCUGAGGAACGCGUAGAAGAACUCUACUCCGAUCUCAACCAGUCGCGCUUCGCCCACCGCUCUGCCCUCAUCGACCGCGAUGAGGCGCUCGCCGACCACCGGGACUUGAAGCUCCAACUCGAGGAUCUGAAGGAACAAUGGCAAGAGUCGGAGGAGAGGAUUGCGGCCCUGGAGGCUGAGCUGGAAGAGGCACAAAAGGCCGUCUACCAUGCCCAAGACAUAGAGCACGACAUAAGCGCACUGCGCGAGCAGAUUGGCGAACAGGAGCGCACAAUUAUAGUCAAGGAUGAGCGAAUCAGUCACCUUGAAAUGCAGGUGCAGAAGGAGAGACAGCGCAGCUAUCACGCUGCCGACGCGAUUGCCAGAGAAAACGCUGCCUCCCCCAUUGACGAGGACCAGCACAUUGGCGCUAUUGGCGACUCGCUGGCUUCUGAGCUUUCGGCCAUCGAUGACGCAGAGUUUUACGAAAUUGAAUGGAACGACUACUCGCAUAUCCAGGAGACGCCUCUCACCUAUGAGCCAAUUGCGCCCGCCAUUCAGCCGCCUUCAGCCAUUCAUACCCAGGAGUCUGUUAGCAUCUCGCCGGUUGCUGCUCAUGUAUCCCGACUUACACUCGACGUGCGCGAAGCCGGUCGCCUGGAGCCUCGCGAACCCGCUCUAGAUGCACCUUUUACUGUCAGCGUUAAUGAGGGUACCAGCACAGAGCCCGUUGCUGCGGCAGUAUCUAAACACACACUGAUUGUGCGUGAGACGGCAAGCACUGGGCCCAUUGAGCCCGCUCGCGCCCCUCUGUCGAGCAUGUACACGAGCGAAAUUGCCAGCUUUGCACCCCGAGCGCCUGCCCGCGUUGCGCCGAGCAGCUUGAAGCAGCACGAAAUUGUCAGUAUUGCACCACAAGAACCUGGAGUCGCGACAUUAACGGUGAGUGUGAGGGAAGCUGGCAGCACGAUCCCGACAGUGCGCCACAUCUCCACCACGGACUGCUCGGCCCAGACCGACGUCACCCGACUCACAACCGAGUUCGCUGGCUACGCGUCUGUUAGCACGACUCCGAGCGCACCUGUCCGGGUCCGAACGGCUGAAUCUCCUACUCAAACGGAUUCGCCAGUGCUUCGAGACCAGCUCGUCGAUUACGCGACUGUCAGCACAAUUCCGAUUGCAGCCGUUGAAGCCGUCGCUGCAGAACCAGUCGCAUCGACGCUUUCUGGCCCUCAUCUUGUUCUGGACAUCGCUCCUGUUGCACCUACGGUGGUCGAGCGCAAAUUCACCGCCUCCGUCACCAAAGGGACCCAAACCGUGCCCGAGAGCCCGACGGCAGGCACGCCCAACGAGUUUGUCUCUGUCGUGACGAUGCAUGAGGUUCACCCUGAAAACAUUGUUGUACGAGUCAAGCCUAAAGUUCUCAUGCUUAGCAUGGGGGUACAGACGAUUGCCGAGGCAUCAAGUGUUGUCGAUGACAAGGAAGAAGUAGAGCCACGUGCUCCACAGCCCAUUGCUGCAACGGUACCCAAGACGACAUUCGAAGCCGUCAUGGACUGGGUGCCCACUCUGCUCAACCUCGCCCUGGUAGUCUUCUGCCUCUACCUCUACAUGCGGCUCAACGGCUGGCAGCGCGCCAAUGGUGUGGGUCUCGGCGGCGGGCGCGGUAACAGCGCUACCCGCAGCGGCGCAUACGGCAAUGGGCGGUAUCUAUUUGGCCUGUUCCCCGUGGGCAUGAACGAGGGCGAGUCGUGGUGGAGCGAGAAGAUUGCGCGUCACACGUCGUCUGCUGUGUCACGUUUUGAAGACUGGGCCGGACUCGCGUAUGAACCGCUUUACUGAGCCCUUGUCGUUGAGAUGCGGUGUCAGUUCCAGUCGCUCGUGUCCUUGCGGAUUAUCCUCGUCCUCGUUCCUCCCCAUCCCCCUUUUUUUUCUUUUUUUUUUUGCGCAACGGGAUACGCCAAUUUCACGAACGACAACUUUUUACGAAGCGACAUUGCGAGGGGAUUUUUUUUUCUCUCUCCAACCAGACUACUUUUGGCCUUGGUUUUUGUUUUUAUUCUUAUUUUGCACGUUUUUUUCCACAUAAAGCAUCACACACACAUCCAGAGUAAAAAGAUACACUCCAUUACCGCCGCCUUUGAUACCCCCCUUUUUAUUUUAUUUUUAGUUUUUAGUUUUCACGAUGAAAUUGGCAAGAUUACAGGAAAGAUAGGCAUGUGAAUGGGAGAUAGUUGGUAAUGAAGUAUGGGGGUAGUAGCAGUAGUGGUAAUAUCGUGGAAGGAGAGAGAAAGAGAGAGAGAGAGAGAGAGAGAGAGAGAGAGAG
Messenger RNA from Bipolaris sorokiniana ND90Pr, 2596 nucleotides. RefSeq lists its product as uncharacterized. Bases 46 to 2112 code for a protein of 688 amino acids. Lineage: Eukaryota; Fungi; Ascomycota; Dothideomycetes; Pleosporales; Pleosporaceae. The transcript has a single exon. The record is from RefSeq and is a predicted model, not a curated record.